Molecule: messenger RNA, 1835 nt
Organism: Xenopus tropicalis (tropical clawed frog)
Lineage: Eukaryota; Metazoa; Chordata; Amphibia; Anura; Pipidae
Gene: mrpl1
Product: mitochondrial ribosomal protein L1
Exons: 9
Coding region: 22-1044 (340 amino acids)
Cellular component (GO): mitochondrial inner membrane; mitochondrion
Source: RefSeq, marked provisional
CUUUGACUCCUCCUUUCUGUCAUGGCUGCCCCCGUGCGGUGCUUACGGUCAGUGCUCAGCCAUUUUAACAGGACUUUGAAGAAGCAGACACUAUUCAGCUGCCCAUCAUCUAACUGCACAUACAGAAGCUGGGACUGUGUUAGAUUCUAUGCUGCACCUGCUACAUCUAGCAAAGCUGCAAAAAAAGAGAAGGAAAAAGAGCAAAAAAAGUCUAGAUGGAUAACCAAAGAAGAACUUGAGGAGAGAAGGAAAGACACCAGCAGGCCCAAACCUUAUGGCCUCACUGCUUGGGAACCUAAUGAUGAUGUGUAUGUGGCACGUUACUAUCCCAAGCCUUUGCUUGAGGUUAAAACUGCCAUAGACAUGCUAAAAACAUUUCAGAAGCUGGACUUUACUUAUGAAAAACAGCCAGUCUAUGUUGAGCUUAAACUAGACAUGAAGCUGGAAAAGAAGAAAAAAGUAGACCCCUUUGUCGGAUAUCUUAGGUAUCCUUAUCCUUUUACAACAGACGAAAAUAAGGUUUUCAUGUUCACAGAGAAUCCAGAUGAUGCUCAGAUUGCUAAAGACAAUGGGGCUGCUUUUGUCGGUGGAAGUGAAUUUAUUCAACAGAUUCUGGAUGAUGAAAUUCAAGCAGAUUUUUAUAUUGCAACUCCGGAAAUUGUCCCUAAGUUGACACCAUUAAAAAAUAAGCUAAGGAAGAAAUUUCCAAAGAGCAAACGAGGUUCCGUGGGCCGUGACAUUCCAAAGAUGCUUCAGCUGUUCAAAACAGGCCAUGAGUAUUUAGUAGAAAAGGAAUGUUUGGUGAAGACCAAAAUAGCCACGCUGGACAUGCCUAAAGAACAUAUAACUGCUAACCUAGAUGCACUUAUAAAGGAUACCUGCACUUACAGGCCGCUGAGCUAUGGGCCCUUUGUGGAGAGAGUUAUACUUACAAGUGCCACCAGCGAAGCUUUAUUCAUCCAGUUUCAGCAGUUUCUUCCACAAGAGACGGUGAAAGCUGCAAAUGAAACUUCUGUUAAUUCUGCGACUUCCGCUACUAUGUAAAAUUACUAUACAGCAGGCCCUGUGACCACAAGAGUGAGGAGCACAGAGUCCUCCCAGGCCCUUCUGCAGCUUAAAUGUGUUUAUAUAUACGCAGCAUGUGUUUAUAUAUACGCAGAAUUUUGACAUGAGAACAUUUAGUUGGGGUUAUGUAAAAAAAGGUACAUAAACAGUAUCUGAACUUCCAGAUAUUAAUCCAUAUUUUAUUUGUACACAGACAUACCUGCUUCCACAGACUAAAAGUAAACCAUGGUAUUCUGUGUGUUUGCCAGUUCCUCAUUCCUCCCUUAAGUCACUGUAACUGUAGUUAUGGAUUCUAACACUUGAGGCCCCACUGAUUUUAAGAGAAUUAGUGCACUACUCUCUGUGGUAAACAGAGAGAUGUUUAGACCCAGGGUUGCAUUACACUGUCUUGGGAAAUAACUUAUUGGAAUUAUCACAGUUUUCUUCAAUCUAUGGAAUCAGGUAUGUUUUUUAAGUGUUUGUACAUAAGCCCAUCUAAAUGAGCUUGCGUCAAAAAGAAUAAUGCAGGCCUUCAUAUGGUGAUGUUUGUUCUGUAGAUAAGAACCCUGGCCAGGAUUGCCUCUUGAAAUAAAAAAAAAAUAAGCCCAACUGAAUGAGCUCAUGUCAAAAAAAAUAUUUUGUCUUUGAUCUUUUGGAGUAAAAAUUGUGUGUUUUUUUUUUGUUUUUUUUUUUUAUAUAAUAAACUGCUUUUUGUUAUGCGCCUGUGUUCUACCAUAGGAUAAAAGUUUGGGAUUUUACUGUAUACAAAUAAAAUUAAUUCCAAAAUCCCA